CCAUUGCGUAACCCGGAAUUAAAAUCCGAAAUGGAAGGCUGAUUCAAAUUGCGUUUCCAGCAAAAAUAAUGUUUAUUUUCUUAUGAGUCGAAUAGGACUCAUUUUCUGUCGUAGAAUGGGCCUUUUUUCAAGAGUAUAUGCGGAUAUAGACUAAACAAUGCCUUAUAAACUAAGGAUAUCUGAGGAGGAGGUACGGGCAGAAUUAAGGAAAUUGGGUUUCACUAACUUACCAGAUGAAACAGUGGAAGUUUUUCGUCGAGACCUCCUCAAGCUGAUUAAAACUGACCUCCGUAAGCUUAGGCAGGACAGACAGUUAUUGGAAGGCUCAAGAGAAGAGACCACGUACUUGAGCCCCCCUGUUACAUUAGGAAGACAUGGUCUUACUCGAGAGAAAACAAAGCGGCCAGAAGCAUCAACACCUCUCUUACCUGGAAAGCCAGUGAGUUCAACAAAGCCGAGUAGUAAGGGUUCUAAGCAUCUGAAUACUGACAGUACAAUUUCAUCAGCAAGUGAUGAGGAUACUACUGUAGAAAGUGGAUACUCAGACUUCGAGAGUGAGUCUUCCAGGCCAUCCUACUCCUCGGAGGAAGUAGAUGACUCAUCAUCCUCCAUUUACCUAAUAAGAAGAAAUGGCCAAGCAGGAGCCAGACCUCAGGCCGUCGACCCAUCAGCCAAGCAAGGGGCUUUCCGACCGUCGCAAAGACAAUCCAAAGACUCGGCAGAAGAUUCACAUCGAGAUUCACAGGAGUCAGCAUUUGAUUCACACAAGGUGACAGAAGACUCAUCGGUAGAUUCUCACAGAGGGUUCAAAGACUCUGCUGUUGCAGCCCCAAAGAGUUUGACUACAGAGAGGCAAGAAGUUGCAGUCAGACCUAAGAAAAAGCCUGUGAAGGCUACUGACUCUCUGCCAGGAUAUCCAAGAAAGCCUGAUCCAGUAAAUCUAUAUCACUUUUACAAGGCACACUGGGAUAAAUUCAAGACUCCAGGUGAAGAUCCUAGAUCAAAACUUCGCUGGGAAGUGCGCACAAAACUUUUCUAUUCAUCUUGACAUCAGAGAACAAUAUAAUACUUAAAUAUGAAGCACCUGCAAUCUGUAACUGACCUUUUAACUUGUGUGUCAGUUUGACUUGCCUGUAGUUUAAGAAAAAGCACAUUGGUCUUUCCCCUCUUCAUUUUAUUUUUUUCUCCUUUUCCUUUUUUUUUUCCUUGUCAAACUGUAUUGGUCAUUUAAACUCACCUUCUCAGUAUAAAGACAAAAAAUUACAUCUUCAACCAGAUAAUCUAAAUCACCAUAGAUUAUCUAAAUAUAAACAAAAGAUCAUUGAAACUAUAGGCUAAUAUGUGUUUAGACAGUGGAAGGCAGCCUUUCCUAUCUUACAAAAGGGGUUACAUAUACAAGUAAGAGAACUUUUAUGCCAAAAGACAGAACUUGUCACAGGAACUUAGUUUACUAGGGACCAAUUAUUGUUUGUCAUUAUGUAAAAUGUGGAAGAUUUUUAAAAUGUUCAUGGCUGUGAAUAUUCUUAUUUAGUUGACUUAUGUAGAUAAGACUGAUAAAGUACCACCAUUUUAGUAAUAUAUAGAAAAGAUUAGUUUUAAAGGUGAUGAAUUAUGUCUCAGGAAAGCUUGUAAUAUAUCAGUAUUUAUAAACUAUAUUUUUUGGUAACAUUUUGUUUUGUGUAUAUCACCAUGAAUAUUUGGAGCUAUCUUACAGCUAAAAACUGCAUAACCAUUUAAAUAUACCAAACUGAACUGUAGCAUUCAUGAAAAUUCAAGAUUUCAGAGGUUAAAGUAUUAAAAGCUAACUACAGAUAAAUCAUUAUUUACUAGUAAAGUUCAUCAGUACUCAAGAUCCUUUCUAGCUGUCUUCCACACACCCAGGCAGAUUUCUAUAUCCCAUGAAGAUAAGGAAUGCUUUAUAAUCUUUAAAAUAAUAAAUCUCUAUUUUAAGAUUUGCCUUCUGGAUUUUAUGUUAAACUUUUUAUAUUCAACUAUGCAUUUUAUAUUGCAUUAUCAUUUUUUUCCCCUCAGUGUUAUUGUUUAACCCAUAAACCCCAAGGUUAUGUACUGCCCACUAGUUUUUUUUUUUGUGAAUUUUGUUGCACACAAUUGGCUCCACAAGUGCUCAGCCAUUUAGUAGGCCCUAGUUCCUGCACUUGAUUUCACCCAUUCCUUGUAUUCAUAGAUUUUUUUUCUAAUGCUAUUAAUUAUGAUACUGUCAUUAUGAUUAUUGCCUCUAUGAUUAUUUGAUCAAGGAAAAGGAGGGGCAGUUGAGAUAGUUAGGACUGAUACAUGAAGCAUAUGUGGAGCCAUCUAUGUGUAACCACAAACUAAAAUUGAGUGCACAUAACAUGUAUUUUUGCCAUAUAUGGCCAUUGGAUCAGGUGACUUUCUAGCAUAAUAUGAUAAAGGACUGCAUUUAGUAUACUCAUUACUAAUUGUAUUAGUGCAUUCUCAAUGCAAACUUUACCUAUUCCCAUGUGGGCUAAAGAUGUUAGAAUAUAUAUAGUUGGAUUUAUAUUGCAAAUCCUUUUUUAACAAUCUUUUAUAUAUGCUGUCUAUUGAAGUGUUCAUAGAUGGUUGCAUGAGGUAAUAAAAUAUGUUUUGACUUUU
This is a messenger RNA of Penaeus chinensis, 2613 nucleotides long. RefSeq lists its product as uncharacterized. The record is from RefSeq and is a predicted model, not a curated record. The transcript is spliced from 5 exons. Gene Ontology annotation, biological process: cilium assembly. Gene Ontology annotation, cellular component: non-motile cilium; centriole. Bases 158 to 1048 code for a protein of 296 amino acids. NCBI's taxonomy places the organism in Eukaryota, Metazoa, Arthropoda, Malacostraca, Decapoda, Penaeidae.